AUGACCGGAGUGCUCACACUGUACAUGCCAACAGAAGACGACUUCAUCUGGGGGCGGGUCCUUGUUGAGACGGACAAGCCAAUCGGCCCCUGUGUGGACUGUUCUGGUCCCAACUGUAUCCAACAAAACCAUGUGGAAGUCCUGGAUGCCACCACGAAGGAACUGCUUUGCUUUCUAGAUAAGGUGGAGCCCAACUCCACAAUAGGAGAAAUCAAGAGUCUUUUCCACAAAUUAUAUCCUCAGUGGUAUCCAGCGAGACAGGCCCUGAAGCUUGAUCCCAAUGGAAAACCACUGAAAGAUGAUGAAGUCUUACAGACGCUACCUGUUGGAACCACGGCCACGAUGUACUUCAGAGAUCUCGGUCCACAGUUAGGCUGGACUAUGGUGUUUUUUGCAGAGUACAUCGGGCCUCUCCUCACCUACCUCCUCUUCUACUUUCGUGUUCCCUGCAUCUACUCACACAGAUUUGCCUUCACCUCCAGUCCCCAUCCUGUUGUCACACUAGCCUGUGCCUGUCAUACCUGCCACUAUGUGAAGAGGUUGAUUGAAACUAUCUUUGUUCAUCGCUUCUCCCAUGGAACCAUGCCUCUCAGGACAAUAGUCAGGAAUUGUGCUUAUUACUGGGGUUUCUCAGCUUGGUUGGCCUACUACAUCAACCACCCUCUUUAUACACCGCCAUCUUAUGGAGAUGUACAAGUCAACUAUGCACUAGUCAUAUUUGUGAUAUGCGAGAUGGGCAACUUCUCCAUCCACUUGACUUUGAAUAAUCUCAGAGGAGAAGGGUCCAGGAUGAGAAAGUUCCCCAACCCUACUAAGAAUCCCUUCACAUGGCUAUUCUUUUUUGUAUCCUGCCCAAAUUACACAUACGAGGUUGGCGUUUGGGUGAGCUUCUCCAUCAUGACCCAGUGUCUGCCAGUGGCGCUCUACACACUGCUGGGCUUCAUUCAGAUGACCAUCUGGGCAAAAGGCAAACACAGAGCCUACAGCCGGGAGUUCAAGGACUAUCCCAGCCUCCGGGUGGCUAUCAUCCCUCUGAUUCUCUGAUACUGGUUGAAACAUGGAAUACUGCAGCGUAUGUAUGAGUGUGCAUUGGCUGGACAGCUUCUUCUGGAGUCCUGUGAAGUUCAUGAAGGAAGGAAAGUCGCUGCCUGGGAAUCUGGUGCUGGGCGAGGUUCUUUGUUAUCACUGGAUGAACUCAAAGUGGCCAUGGGAGCUAUGAAUGUUGUAUAUCAGCCCAAAUUAAGAUUUUGUUUGAAUGUGUAACAUAACUUAAUGGAAAUGGUGGAUUUUAUGACAAUUUUGCGUUUAAGAAUGACUUGAAACAUUUUGGUUGAAUGUCUGUUCUGUCACAGCAGUGGGUUGCAUUUCCUGUGCUGGAUCUUGACUCGGCAACUACUAAAGAGAUUAGUUGGUGCUUUCAUUGUUGCCAUAUGAGGAGAUUGUUUGUUUGUUUUUUAUUGGAUGUUAAGGUUGCCAUUGAGUCUUUUUAAAUAAUCACAAUACCUCGAUAUACAUUGUCAUCUGGAACUUGUGACAAUGUGAUAGAACACUUGAGCGUAUUGGCAAAACAGCAUGUCAGCAUUUUAGAGCUCCCUCUCCAACCCGUGGGUACUAUUCACCACAAGCUGGCUCACUAGCUUACAGCAUGUAGGCGCCGUUCAUUUCAGUGACGAAGGCUUGUAACAGUAAUGAACAGUUUUCAGGGUGACUGAAAGACUUGCAGUACGUGGGAAGUUUUCCCUCUCAAUGAAGUGCCUGCUGGAGCAACUAAAAGACUAAAAUUCAAAAUGUCAUGGCAUCCAUUUAAGAGUGCAGCUUUACAAAUUCUCAGGAGGAAUGCUGAUAAAGCAGGUAUUUAAAGUGUGCUAAUGUGAAGUUGUUUUAUCCUGAUUAUGAUUUUUUUUUUUUUUUGGAAGAAAGGUAAUUAUAUUGAAGUGUAACC
This is a messenger RNA of Myripristis murdjan (pinecone soldierfish), 1942 nucleotides long. It is a transcript of the gene tecrl2a, whose product is annotated as trans-2,3-enoyl-CoA reductase-like 2a. The transcript has 14 exons. The coding region runs from base 1 to 1044 and encodes 347 amino acids. The record is from RefSeq and is a predicted model, not a curated record. Lineage: Eukaryota; Metazoa; Chordata; Actinopteri; Holocentriformes; Holocentridae. Gene Ontology annotation, biological process: very long-chain fatty acid biosynthetic process. Gene Ontology annotation, molecular function: oxidoreductase activity, acting on the CH-CH group of donors.